Plasmodium knowlesi strain H is the source of this 1098-nucleotide messenger RNA. RefSeq names its product conserved protein, unknown function. The coding region runs from base 1 to 1098 and encodes 365 amino acids. Lineage: Eukaryota; Apicomplexa; Aconoidasida; Haemosporida; Plasmodiidae. The transcript has a single exon. Gene Ontology annotation, cellular component: mitochondrion. The record is from RefSeq and is a predicted model, not a curated record.
AUGCCGAUCUGCUUCAGCGUCCACAACUUGGCAGGCUACAAUGAGAGGUUCAACACAGUGCUGUACAGGGAACCCAUACGAACCAGCAAAUCUCAUACCAGCAAGUACAUUAUUUUCUUCCCAGGGGACUAUUCAAAUUUUUUCACCAACUCUAUAUACACUUCAUUUAAGUUGGAGUCAACAAACGAAUGUUCAGAUUACUGUUACAGCUAUGAAGCUUUAUUCUGGGUCAUAUCCCCCAAGUAUUUGUAUGAUCACUUAAUUUUUAUUAAGCCUAGCAUUUUUAUAAAUCAUUUUUCCUCCUUUUCCAAUUUUUUAAAUCCAUCUGAUAUUUCGCUUAGCAGGCAUGAUCACCUAAACACAGGGGGUAUAAAUUCCGGCAAUGAGGUGGUGCCAGCCAAAAGUGUGAAGCAUUUGUUAUCCCUACUCUUAUCAUUGGAUGAGCAGUUAUCCGGUGGAAAGGAGGGACACGCCGCAUCUUUUAAUGAUACCCCGCAAGCUGACUAUCAUGUAGAAAUGGCUCACACAGGUGCACAUGGGUGGAGUGGACAAAAAGAUGAAUUACCACCACGGAGUUCACUAAAGCGCAGACUCUGCUUAAUCGGAUUCAGCAGGGGAUGCUCAGUUCUGUUCGCUCUGAUGAGGGAAGCCAACGAAGGCCAUCUUCUGCUCCCCUACGUCGAUUCCAUGUACCUCCUAGAUCCCGGAUUCAACAAAAAGAUAUAUGACACUGAAAUUGAAAGCAGGGAUUUAGAGAAAGUCGCUCAGUUCGGACUGAAAAUAUUCCUCCACUCGACGCCUCAGCAGGUGACGAACAGAAACGAUGUAAACAUCCACAGCGAACUGUUAAACUUUUUAAAGAAACUCAGGCAGCAUGGAAUAGGUACCUUCCCAUAUAUACACUACAUUAAGAAUGCCAAAUUGGUGAACCACCUAAAUCUUCAUUUUGAAAUCCUCGUGGAUUUUAUCGAUGGCGUGUUGGAAGACCCCAACGAAUGCUCCUCCUUGUCCAGUUCUUGCAGGGAGCAUGGAAUCACCGUGUGUAGGAGCAAAACGUCUAGCAAAGAUUUCUUGUUUGAAAAUUGGAAGAAGAAUUAG